Diospyros lotus (date-plum) is the source of this 1764-nucleotide messenger RNA. Its product is annotated as SUPPRESSOR OF GAMMA RESPONSE 1-like. Gene Ontology annotation, molecular function: DNA-binding transcription factor activity; transcription cis-regulatory region binding. Gene Ontology annotation, biological process: regulation of DNA-templated transcription. The coding region runs from base 173 to 1360 and encodes 395 amino acids. NCBI's taxonomy places the organism in Eukaryota, Viridiplantae, Streptophyta, Magnoliopsida, Ericales, Ebenaceae. The transcript is spliced from 6 exons. Gene Ontology annotation, cellular component: nucleus. The record is from RefSeq and is a predicted model, not a curated record.
GCUCAUCUCUCUCUCUCUCUCUCUAAAAACUUAGUCCAGUGGAGAAAGAAAGAAAGUGUCGCGAACACACAACACUCUUACUACUGCUGCUGCUGCUUCUUCUUCUUCUUCGUCUUCUCUAUUUAUUUUGUCUUUCUGAUUGCAUGUCUUUUCCUAAUCGCGUCUCAGAGGCAUGGCGAGGAGUAGUUGGAUUAUUGACUGCAAAGGAAUUGCUACCAAAGUGAAAAAUGCUGGUAUAUCUCCUGGAAAUCAAAUCAAAGACUGUGGAGCAAAACGAGAAUGCCCAAAAUGCCAUUAUUGCAUUGAUAACAGUGAUGUCUCCAAUGAAUGGCCUGGAUUGCCUGCUGGUGUAAAAUUCGAUCCAUCUGAUACAGAGAUUUUGGAACAUUUGUCUGCUAAAUGCAGAGUGGGAAAUUCAAAGCCGCAUAUGUUCAUUGAUGAGUUCAUCCCAACAGUUGACAAAGCAGAAGGAAUAUGCUAUACACAUCCAGAAGAUCUUCCUGGUGCAAAAAAAGAUGGAAGCAUUAUCCACUUCUUUCACAGAACCACUAAUGCUUAUUCUACUGGUCAAAGGAAACGUCGCAAAAUUCACAAUCAGCAUAGUUUGAUAAAGGAGGAUGUCCGCUGGCACAAGACAGGUAGAACAAAGCCUGUGAUUGAAAAUGGGGCACAGAAGGGUUUUAAGAAGAUCAUGGUUCUGUAUAGAAUUUCAAAGAAGGGUUCCAAGCCUGAGAAAUCUAACUGGGUAAUGCACCAAUAUCAUCUGGGCAAUGAAGAAGAUGAACCAGAAGGCCAUUAUGUGGUUUCAAAAAUCUUUUACCAGCAGCACAAGGAAAGUGAUGAUAAUGAUGCUUCUCAAGUAAUAGGAGAUCCUGAUAUGGGGACAAUUCGAACCAGUCCUAGGACCCCUAGGUCUAAUACUCCCAAUCCUCCACGGCCAGGAAAAUCUGUUUCAUGUGAUGAUGUCGCUGAUGAUUAUGCACCCAAAUUGUCACCGCAGGUAGCAGAAUUUUCCAGAGAAACAUCUCAUCCUUGCUCUGCUACUCAGUUCAAGGAUGAUUUGGACAACAGCACUUGGUUGGCUGGUGAAUCCCAACCUCUUCAUGAAAACUGUGGGGUUUCAUUGCUAUGCAAUGAGAUUUUCAGUCCCUGCAGUGCUCCUGAUGCUUCAAUACUGAAUGGUGGUCCUGCUAAUGGCUUCUCGUGCCAAACAAAUGAUAUUCCCGGUGUAGAUAGAAAUGUAACUUGUGGAAUUGCUGAUCUGGAGAACCUAGAACUGGAUACACCUCCAGACUUUGAACUUGCAGAUCUACAGUUUGCCUCGCAGGACAGUAUUUUUGAUUGGUUAGACCGUCUGUAGAGCAAGCAGUGAUUGAGCAGAGGUUUCCAAGUGCCUUGCAAUGAAAUCCCAGUUUUUGCGAUGCUUCUCUUCUCCUGAGAAAGUUGUGCUUCAAAGGCGAGGGAGGUCCAGUACCUUGGGCAAAUUCAUUUAUUUCACCUUUUAAAACUUAAAAAAAAGUGGCGCUAUGGAUUUAGCGGCUGGCAGAAAUGACACCAGUUUUGUUUGAAUUUUGUGAUCCCCAGCCUUAUUUAUAUUAGGAGUUCCAUCCAAUUCGAAUGCUUAGCACUGAUUUAUGCGUUGUGGGGUGAUGAAAAUGUUACUAAAGACUAAAAUUGAAGACAAAUAAUGCGGAUUGUAUUAAUUGGAUGAAAUAUGUUUAGACUGCUGGGAACUAAAUUUAUUCAUUUUGCAGGGUGGUUUGG